Messenger RNA from Lactuca virosa, 2058 nucleotides. The record is from the annotation of a GenBank genome assembly. NCBI's taxonomy places the organism in Eukaryota, Viridiplantae, Streptophyta, Magnoliopsida, Asterales, Asteraceae.
AUGCCUGAAGUUAUUCAUUCAACUGAGCGAGUCCUCAUUCUAGAGUACAUGGACGGCGUACGCCUGAACGAUUCCCCUUCAUUAGAUAAACUUGGUGUUGACAAGAAAAAUAUUGUUGAAGAAAUUACACGCUCGUAUGCACAUCAAAUCUUUAUUGAUGGAUUCUUCAAUGCUGAUCCGCAUCCUGGUAAUUUCCUUCAAAAAUGUUUUCUAGCAUCUGCUGAGCUUGAUACUUUUACAGGUGAAAUUAUAUUGUUCUUGCGGGUGCUUAAUUUGCUUGCAGGGCUUUCUGCAGCAUUGAAUGUGAGUGUUAGCUACUACAGAAUCAUUAGACCCUUUGCUGAAUCUGCUCUUGACUGUGACCCAAAUGAGAAAAAAGUAGAUAAAGCAGAAUGGGUAUGUGACACCCCUGUUAAUUCUCAAGUAGAAAAGAAACUCAGGGCUUUAUUAGUUAAACUCGGGAACACGGAUAAAAUACUUGGAAUUCAGGUUUGUGCCUACAAAGAUGGAGAAGUGAUAAUUGAUACAGCUGCAGGGGUACUUGGAAAUUAUGAUCCUUCUCCUGUUCAACCUGAUACCUUAUUUCCUGUUUUCUCAGUAACAAAGGGGGUUACAGCUGGAAUGUUACACUGGCUUGUAGAUAAAGGGCAAGUGGGACUUGAGGAUAAUGUUGUAGACAUCUGGCCAGAUUUCAGUUCAAACAGAAAAGAAUCAAUAAAAGUUCAUCAUGUACUGAAUCAUACAUCUGGAAUGCAAAAUGCUCUGGCCAGCCUUGUGCAAGAUAAUCCAAUGGUGUUAUGCAAUUGGGAUGAAUGCUUGAAACGCAUUGCCAUGGCAGAAGCAGAAUCAGAACCUGGUCAAGAUCAGCAAUAUCAUUACCUAUCUUAUGGUUGGCUUUGUGGUGGCAUCAUUGAGCAUGCAUCAAAUAAAAAGUUUCAAGAUAUCCUUCAAGAAGCUUUCAUUAAUCCGCUCAACAUUCAAGGCGAACUUUACAUAGGAAUCCCUCCAGGUGUGGAAUCACGACUUGCGACACUAACCCUAGAUACAAACGAUCUGAAUAGAUUUGCAGAAAUCGAUAGCCCUACCUCGAUCUCAAGCCCGACCUCUCUCUCUAGUUCCAGUUCUUCCUCCAUAUUCCAGCUCGAUGUUCUCUCCGGUUUAGUUCCGUUAUUCAAUACGCUCAAUGUCCGCCGUGCGAUAUUACCUGCCGCCAACGGCCAUUGCUCAGCUCGUGCACUCGCCCGCUACUACGCCGCCCUUGUCGACGGCGGUGUUGUCCCACCGCCGCAUUCCUCCUCAUCGCAACCACCAUUAGGAAUCCACCCUCAGCUUCCCGGAUCUAUUUCCAUAGCAAUUGCCGAUAAAAAGAAAGGUAGAAAAAAGAAAAAGCCGAAGAAGGAACCAAAGUGUUCCGGUUCCAAUUGUACAAUAAAUCCUGAAAACCCUAGUUGCAGCGGAGAUGUUGACGGAGUUCAUAAAAUUUUCAGCAAUCAAAAAUCGAAAAUCCAUGAUUCAAUUUUAGGGAUUGGUGAGUAUGAGAAAUUGGUUUUUCCAGAUGGGAAAUUUGGGCUUGGAUUCAAGAGGGAAUACACGAGAGAUGGGAUUCUGAUCGGAUUUGGGCAUGCGGGGUUGGGUGGAUCGACGGCGUAUUGCGAUAUAAGCAACAGGUUUGCCAUUUCUGUGACUCUAAACAAGUUGUCGUUUGGGUCUGUGACUAAAGACAUAAUUCAGUUGGUGUGCUCGGAGUUGAACAUUCCGGUACCGGAGGAAUAUGCAGAGUGUAGCUUCACGUCCAUCAAUUGAAGGAUAAAAUAGGGGUUCCAAUAAAGAGAUGACUAGAAGAAGUGUGCGACGUAGUUUUGAAAGAGUUUUGUUUAGUGUGAUCACCAAAGGCGAGCCAUUCUAUCAAAUCUAGCAGUAUCGGGAACCACAGUAGGCUAUAUAAAAAUUGUUGAUAGUUUGUCUAUUUAAUUUGUGUGUCGUAGUAAAAGGAUGAUUCAUUGGCCAUGAUAUGUUAAUUUAAUUAUGUUAAUGUGGAAUAUAGAGCUUCUUCAACCA